UAUGUGGGGAAUCUGUCCCGGGACGUGACAGAGGCCCUCAUCUUGGAAUUGUUCGGCCAAAUUGGCCCCUGCAAAAGCUGUAAAAUGAUAGUAGAUACAGCAGGUCAUGAUCCAUACUGCUUUGUGGAGUUCUAUGAGCAUAGACAUGCCACUGCCACAAUUGCAGCCAUGAAUGGUCGGAAAAUACUGGGUAAGGAGGUGAAGGUCAACUGGGCCACGACGCCAACGAGCCAGAAGAAAGACACGAGCAGUCACUUCCAUGUUUUUGUUGGAGAUCUAAGUCCUGAAAUCACCACAGAUGACAUAAAAGCAGCAUUUGCUCCAUUUGGGAAGAUUUCGGACUGUCGAGUGGUAAAAGACAUGGCCACGGGUAAAUCUAAAGGCUAUGGUUUUGUCUCCUUCUUCAAUAAAUGGGAUGCAGAAAACGCCAUACAGCAGAUGGGAGGACAGUGGUUGGGAGGAAGGCAGAUCAGAACCAACUGGGCCACCCGGAAGCCUGCUCCCAAAACCACAAAUGAAACGACCAGUUCCAAGCAGCUGUCCUUCGAUGAGGUGCUGAACCAGUCCAGCCCCAGCAACUGCACCGUGUACUGCGGUGGAGUCACAACAGGCCUCACAGAGCAAACGAUGAGACAGACCUUCUCGCCUUUUGGCCAGAUCAUGGAAAUCCGUGUUUUCCCAGAGAAGGGCUACUCAUUCGUGAGAUUUAACUCCCACGAGGCAGCCGCUCACGCCAUCGUCUCGGUUAACGGCACCUCCAUAGAGGGCUACGUGGUCAAGUGCUACUGGGGCAAAGAGACGACGGACAUGGUCCAGGGCCCCAUUCAGCAGGUGCAGAUGGCUCAGGUAAGGGGCCCUCCGUCGCCCCGAUGGCUCCGGGCUCAGCCGCUGCCCCGGGCUUUAACCACUGCGGCUUGUCACCCUCCACGCCAGCAGAACACGCUGAGCUUCGCGGCGCAGCCCUACAGCCAGUGGGGUCAGUGGUACGGCAACACGCAGCAGAUCGGCCAGUAUGUGCCCAACGGCUGGCAGGUGCCCAGCUACGGAGUCUAUGGACAGACCUGGGAUCAGCAGGGCUACAAUCACUUACACGCUGGAGCGGGAUGGACGGGCGUGGGCGCCAUCAGCAACGGCGGCAUGGUGGAGCCCGGGCAGGGGGUCAACGGGACGGUGCUAACCAACCAGGCCGGCAUGAGCACCGCCGGCUACCACACCCACUGA
Molecule: messenger RNA, 1221 nt
Organism: Menidia menidia (Atlantic silverside)
Lineage: Eukaryota; Metazoa; Chordata; Actinopteri; Atheriniformes; Atherinopsidae
Source: the annotation of a GenBank genome assembly